AUGUCUCUUGUUACCUUCGCAGUUCCCCAGGAGUACGGCUACGUCAUCCUCGCAGCGACCGGCUCCCUCUUCGUGUCGACGUGGCUAGGCAUGCGCGUCGGCUCGUUCCGGCGCGCAGCGGGCGUGCCGUACCCGCACCAGUACGCGACGCAGGAGCAGAUCGCGGCGGCCGAGGGCGACGCCAAGAAGCAGCAGGCGCUGCACCUGUUCAACUGCGCGCAGCGGGGCCACUACAACUUCCUCGAGAACCACACGAGCUUCCUGUUCGCGCUGCUGGCGGUCGGCCUGCGCAAGCCGGUGCCCGCGGCCGUCAUGGGCGGCCUGUGGAGCGUCGGCCGCGUCAUGUACGCCCUCGGCUACACCAAGAAGGACACCAAGAACGGCAUGGGCAGGCUGAUUGGCAGCUGGUCGAUGCUGAUCCAGCUGGCCCUGCAGGGCAUGGCCGGCUGGGAGGGCUACAAGUUGCUUGCGUAG
Messenger RNA from Diplodia corticola, 474 nucleotides. Its product is annotated as microsomal glutathione s-transferase. Gene Ontology annotation, cellular component: endoplasmic reticulum; membrane; nuclear envelope. The record is from RefSeq and is a predicted model, not a curated record. The transcript has 2 exons. Lineage: Eukaryota; Fungi; Ascomycota; Dothideomycetes; Botryosphaeriales; Botryosphaeriaceae. Gene Ontology annotation, molecular function: glutathione peroxidase activity; glutathione transferase activity. The coding region runs from base 1 to 474 and encodes 157 amino acids.